GAUGACCUGUUGAUGUCGGUAAAAUGGAGUAUAGCAGUGGGAGUCAUUUCCCCAUCCCCAAAAUAUUUAAAUAAAUACGAUUUGGAAUCGAUAGCUGACACCGUGGGACAACUGUCAACCUCAUCGAUAGAGUUUGUGACAAUCGGUUGUUUUUAAUUCGUGGGUAAUCGCGGAAGCAGCGGAUACUGUGCGGUUGUCUGAGUGCAUGAGGUGGAUGGUGCGCUGGGGCGAACCCAAAAUAUUUUAGCAGUGCUAUGUUAGCUUGCUAGUUUAGCUAGCUUAGCUAGUCCUGACAGGCACCCGAUUCACAGGCCUGCGGAUGGGAUGCGUAUAUUGCAAUGAAAGACGGGACUAAAAGCGAAAGAUGUGGACCUUUUCAAACUGAUUAAAGUUCGUUAUUAUAUCCGUAUACUUUUUUGACAGCUGGCAAACGCCGUGGCGCUCCUGGAUCGCGUGUUGCUGCAGUCACUGCCAUUCUCUGUCGCCCCCCGGACCGUGCCAGUGGAGCACUCCGAGCGGGCAGACUGGCACACGGCGCGGCGGUCACCUCGGUACACAGACAGCUAUCGCCGCGGUUUGAUCUUGUAUCCUGGUCAAAACGCAACUCGCUGGAGAUACAAUUUGUAGCUAGUAACAGCUAGCUAUCACUUAAGAGACCCUGUGGUGGUGUGCGUAGCGCACCAUGGCCCAGACCCUUCAGAUGGCGAUUCCUAACUUUGGCAACAACGUCCUGGAGUGUCUGAACGAGCAGCGUCUCCAGGGGCUCUACUGCGAUGUCUCCGUGGUCGUCAAGGGACACGCCUUCAAGGCUCACCGUGCCGUGCUUGCGGCCAGCAGCUCUUACUUCCGGGACCUGUUCAGCACUGGGGGAGGCAGCGGCUCCAAGACCCCCACAGUGGUGGAGCUCCCCCCGGCCGUCCAGCCCCAGAGCUUCCAGCAGAUCCUGGCCUUCUGCUACACAGGCCGCCUCAGCAUGACAGUGGGAGACCAGUUCCUCCUCAUGUACACCGCAGGCUUCCUGCAGAUCCAGCAGAUCAUGGAGAAGGGCACAGAGUUCUUCCUCAAGGUUUCCUCGCCCAGCUGUGACUCCCAGGGCCUGCAAGCCGAGGAGGCUCCGCCCUCCGAACCCCAGAGCCCCGUCACUCAAACUGUUGCCACGGGGACUGGCAGUCGCCCCGCCUCCUGCCUUACCCCCCUCCCCCUCGUAACGCGGGUGAAGACAGAGCAGCAGGGCAACCAAUCAGAAGUCUCGCCCUACUCGGUGGUGUGCACUCCUGUGGCCAAGCGCUUGUGGGAGGGCGGCAGCAGCCGAGACGGGGGUGGAGGGGGCUCCGGUGGAGGCGGAUCCAGGAAGGCCGCCCGCUUUUCCCAGGAGUCUGUGCGAGGGAGUGCCAUCCAGAGCUCGGGGGCGCUGGCACUGGCCAUGGGGAUGGGGGCCAGCGGGGCGGGGAUAGGAUCAGGGGUCGGGGGUCACGGCAGCGGGUCCAACGGGAGUGUGGUCUCCAUGGGCAACGUGGCAUCGGAGGGCGCCAGCCCGGGCACGAUGAGCGCCUACACCAGUGACUCGCCUAUCAGUUACCAUGACGAGGAGGAAGAGGAGGAGGUGACGGAGGAGCAGACGGAGGAGCAGUACAGGCAGAUCUGUAACAUGUACACCAUGUACAGCAUGCUCAACGUGGGCGCCGCAGCUGGUGAGCGUGUGGAGGCCCUGCCGGACCACUCAGAGACCCGGGGUCGUAUGCGGGGUCGCCAGGACCUUUCGUCUCUCCCCGCUGAGCUCAUCACACAGAUAGGCAACCGCUGCCACCCCAAACUAUACGAGGAGGGGGACCCCGCAGAGAAACUAGAGCUUGUCUCAGGUACGUGUGUGUUCAUAUCUCGAGCCCAGCUGAUGAACUGUCAUGUGAGUGCAGGGACCAGGCACAAGGUGUUGCUCAGGAGGCUGCUGGCUGCCUUCUUCGACAGGAAUACUCUGGCUAACAGCUGUGGAACAGGAAUCCGCUCCUCCACUAACGACCCCAGCCGCAAGCCCCUGGACAACAGAGUGUUGCACGCAGUCAAAUUCUACAGCCAGAACUUCGCCACGAGCUUCAAGGAGAGCGAGAUGAACGCCAUCGCGGCGGACAUGUGCACCAACGCCCGCCGCGUCGUCCGCAAGAGCUGGAUCCCCAAGCUGAAGCUGCUCAUGGCCGAGGGCGACGCAUACUCCGCCUUCCUCCCCGACGCCAAGAUGGAGGCCGACGCCCUAGGGGCGGAGCCAACCUUUGAACCCAACUCCCUGGAGGGCGCCGAGACGGGUGGCUCGUCCGGCGAGUCGCUGCAGGGGGUGGGCAGCGACGGAGGCACUUUGUUUUAGAUGGGGAGGUGGAGUACAGAAGUGUUUAGAAGACGAUGCUGAUGAUGAAUACCUAUAUUUCCCUGUACUCCUUUCUUCUCCUCUGGUGGUGUGGCCCAUCCCCCUGACCCUUUGGCCUUUUGAUCCUCCACCUACGACAUGUGACUCUGAAACGUUGCUAGGGGAAACAGGGGUUGUUACCAGGAUGUUAACCAGGAAGUUAUGCUUUAAUUUUGAAAGCGAGAGUCCAAGCAAUCGUAACUUCCAAUAUGGUUUCUGCUGUAUAUUAGUAUGGGGGUAGAGAAAGGGUGAUGGGUUUGUGGGGAUGCAGUAUUUUUUUUAAUUUAAUUUUUUUGUUUUAUUAACCAAAUUCCUGCCUCUCCAUAUCAAAACACAUUCCCCUGGUUUUGAAUGUAGAUGUCAGCAGCAUUGCACAAUGUCAGUCUGAAGGAUUGUAUCCCAACCUCUUGAGGAAAAACAAACCGACAGAAAGAUAACUACUCUAUGGAUAUGAGAGACUGUAGUUUCUCUCUAGAAUGAGAGAAAGAGAAAAGGGGAGGGAGGGAGCGAUAGAAAGACCCCUAACCCACCAACCCCACACCCUUCUGUGACCAGAACAAAUGCCCUCAGUUUUAAUGUACUGUCUCUCUUCUUGUAGCUUUUCUGAUCACAGCUCGUUUCUCUGUUUGUAACAUGGAUCCAGAGAUGAGGACUACAGGUGUACAACCUGUAAUUGUAAAGAAAUCCAAGGGGAACAGAAAAAGAUGGUCAUAUUUUUUUGAAUAUGUAUUUAUACAACUGUUGUUGUGUACAGAGAGAAAGAGAGGGAUUGGUUUUAAAUCUGUUUUAUUGUAUUUUGAACAGCUGUUUUUGCAAAGAAAGUCCUGCUCCGAAAAAUAAGAUUUAAAAGCAAAUAAAUAAAAGUGCUAUUUUUGCAUAAAAAUAUGGUAUUGAUAAAGUGGUCAGAAAAGUCUUAACGUAGGACCUUUUGAGUUUUUUGUUUUGACAAACUAUUGAACUGAAAAAUAUCUGUUUUUAAGACAGAACUGGGCACUUUCUACCUGCGGCAAUCCAAUAUAGCUUAUCUUAUUAUUGUCAUUUUUCUCUAUGGAAAUUGUCAAGGAAGCCUACCUAUGUGGCUGUUCACAUCGAUGACUGACUAUGUUAUGCUUGCUAGCGAGCUAGCGACGUUACUAUGCUAGCUAAACUGCUUACUCGGAAAUCACGGCUAAAUGUAAAAAUGCACAGCUUGAAUCAACUGGUGGACUGCUGCAACUAUCGUGCUAGCUAGCUAACCCCUCUGUUGGUUAGUGACUGGUGGACUGCUGCAACUAUCGUGAUAGCUAGCUAACCCCUCCUCUGUUGGUUAGUGACUGGUGGACUGCUGCAACUAUCGUGCUAGCUAGCUAACCCCUCUGUUGGUUAGUGACUGGUGGACUGCUGCAACUAUCGUGCUAGCUAGCUAACCCCUCCUCUGUUGGUUAGUGACUGGUGGACUGCUGCAACUAUCGUGCUAGCUAGCUAACCCCUCUGUUGGUUAGUGACUGGUGGACUGCUGCAACUAUCGUGCUAGCUAGCUAACCCCUCCUCUGUUGGUUAGUGACUGGUGGACUGCUGCAACUAUCGUGCUAGCUAGCUAACCCCUCCUCUGUUGGUUAGUGACUGGUGGACUGCUGCAACUAUCGUGAUAGCUAGCUAACCCCUCCUCUGUUGGUUAGUGACUGGUGGACUGCUGCAACUAUCGUGCUAGCUAGCUAACCCCUCUGUUGGUUAGUGACUGGUGGACUGCUGCAACUAUCGUGCUAGCUAGCUAACCCCUCCUCUGUUGGUUAGUGACUGGUGGACUGCUGCAACUAUCGUGCUAGCUAGCUAACCCCUCUGUUGGUUAGUGACUGGUGGACUGCUGCAACUAUCGUGCUAGCUAGCUAACCCCUCUGUUGGUUAGUGACUGGUGGACUGCUGCAACUAUCGUGCUAGCUAGCUAACCCCUCCUCUGUUGGUUAGUGACUGGUGGACUGCUGCAACUAUCGUGCUAGCUAGCUAACCCCUCUGUUGGUUAGUGACUUGCUCCGAAGCAGACUACUGACAUCAUUACACAACAACCGGAAAACAUUUGGAAUAAUGGAAUGUGCCUUUUUUAAUCAACAUGGAUAUGCAGGGGUGGGUCCUGCUUAUGUUGAUGUUGGGAAGGAGGGAGUAGAAUGGGGGGUUUAAAAGGUGGCAGGUCGUUCAGCUUGAGACAGAGUUGUAACACACACACACACACGUGUUCCAAAGAGAGAUGGGGUGAGGUCAGGGGGAUUGGCAUUCCGGUGGAGUAUGUUGGUGUGUUUUAAACAGUCUCAUAUAUGUGCAAGAGCAAGCAUUUGUAUUCAUUUCUUGAAUGUGACUGAAACGUAUAUUUGUUCCUGUGCGAUUGAUGUGUGUGAGUGCGCUUUACGUGGAUGUGCGUGUGUGUGAGUGUGCUUUUACGUGUGUGUGUCCUCCACCUGGUAGUGUUUUGGAUUGGUUUAAGACUCCCUUUGCUGGGACACUUGUCUUUGUGAACGAUGACCUACACCAUCUUCCAUACACCUUUGCAAUCCAAAAGAUGUGAGACACCUUCAGAUAGAAAAGUGAUGUAUAGAGCGGACACAAUUCACUUUUCUCCAUACGGCAGAAAAGCAGGUCCACUCUAUGCAUGACAUUUCUGUCCUGAUUGCUGUUGUUUAACUCUCUCUCACGCUUGGUAAAUCCAAGAUGGACAAUGGUGGAUAUGUUAAAGGGGAGGUGAAGCACCUUUUUAAAUGGGAUGAACCCAUGUUUCCUGCACCUUUGAUAAAAGGUUUUGAUGUGUUGUGUGGAGAAUCAACCCAAGGGUCAUGCAAAGGCAUGGCCUUGUUCAAAUAUUUUUAAGUGGCAUCCUUCCUCCCUUUCCUUGAUGUAAGCACUUCAGGGAACGGACUUAAGGAAGGGUGCAUUUAGAGAGUAUUGGAACAUAGCCUGCGUCUCAGAUCUGUGGAUGUGGGAUGCACUGGGAUGACUCCAGUUGUAAAUAUUGGGACCGUUGAGCUGACUUUCUUUCUACGCUCGUCUAGCGAUUUCCUAUGUAGGGUGAUUGUGUAACAGUGUGGAAGCGAUGAAAGAGGACCGUUUUUUAAAUAUAUUUUUUACUUGGUCUCGCAUGUUGUCGAGACGUCAUGGAGACUGGUGUGUGUGUGUGUGAGCUCCCAGCAUGCAUUUGGCCUACAGGUCAGAGGAGGAGGAUGGUUGCUUUGGUCUUAAAGUACUGGCCUAAUGUGCUACUGAGUUGGUGUGACUGAAGGGAGGGAGAGAGGUGUCAUGGCUGUAGACUGUCUCUCCAUCAGAAUGUUCAUUUUUAGUAUGUUUUUUUCUUCUUUUUUUUCUUGUAUUGCUAAUGUUUUCUUUUUUCUUUAAAGAAACAUGUACUGUAAAGACCUUAAAGAAAUGCUACUAAUUGAAGGUGGUGAAUGAUUUACCAACUUCUUGCUGAAGAAAAAAUUGAAAAGGAAAGAAAGAUAACUGUACAAUAGCUAGACAGAGCACCGAUAGCUAGACAGAGAACUGUAUAUUUUUUUCUUUGUUUGUUUGUGAUGAGGGUUCCAUGAGAGGUUCUUCCAGGAGGUGAUGGGAAGACUAGGGCACUGUACUGUCUCUUGUCUAUUGGGGGGAAUGAUUUUUGGGGAGAUGGGUGGGUAGGUGUGGGUGUGUGGUGCUAUAGAGGUCUGAAUUACAAACUUUGCACCUGUUAUUGAACCUAUACACCAUGGUCUGAUUUCACCCUGCUGAACAGAUCCCAUGAUAUUAUGGACAAGGUCAGAUCCAGUCUUGUUCACCAUCCUGCUGUUCACAUGUGGUACUGGAGCUACCACCAGAUGACAGUAUUUCCCCCACAGACCAAGUUCAGUUUUGUGUGUUUUGGAGAGGGUUACUUCUCUUAGCUCUGAAGCACAAGACUAUAGGAACAGAAAGGAAUGUUUGUUUGUGUGGGACAGGACAGUUCAAGCUGAUCCAUCCUCCAUCCCUACAGGUAGAUGUCCCUCCUCCCCCAACACACACAUCUCAAGAGGAUGGACAAUGGCAGUGUCCAGUGUGGUGUAUAUAGGCUUGGAGAAGGACCUUUUUUCACAUAUACAUAUAUAAAUAUGAAUAUAUGUAUAGAUAUAUACUGUAUAUUAUACAUAGAGGCACUAAAGAAGUUGGAUUGUUAGUCGUGCACUCUCAGCAUGAGGUAUAUACCCACAAACCGCUUAUCGAAACCAGUGCAGUAGCAUCCCCAAUGUUUCUGCCCCUGCUCCUUGCCCUCUGUGACCCUGUAGUGCCAGUGCUCAUUCUGUUCUCAUUGUUUUCCAAGUGCCAAUAACUUUGUGAAACCCCUUAACUGUGACCCAAUAUUAUUCAAGGUAAUUGCACAUUAACUACUGUAAAGAAAAAUCAUUAAGAUAAAUGUCAACAUGGAUUAAAAAAAAAACUAUCUUAAUAAAAGGUUUGUAACAAAUGA
Oncorhynchus nerka (sockeye salmon) is the source of this 6836-nucleotide messenger RNA. Its product is annotated as nucleus accumbens-associated protein 1-like. Lineage: Eukaryota; Metazoa; Chordata; Actinopteri; Salmoniformes; Salmonidae. The transcript is spliced from 8 exons. Gene Ontology annotation, biological process: regulation of transcription by RNA polymerase II. Bases 683 to 2356 code for a protein of 557 amino acids. The record is from RefSeq and is a predicted model, not a curated record. Gene Ontology annotation, molecular function: DNA-binding transcription factor activity, RNA polymerase II-specific; RNA polymerase II cis-regulatory region sequence-specific DNA binding; protein binding.